AUGUUCUCUUCGUCAAGGCAUAUUGGACGUACUUUCUCUUCAAAACAAACAAAAUACUAUUUUAAGACACGUGAGCGCUCAUUCUAUACGUUAUUUAACAAGGAAAAGAUACAAAAGUUAAGUAUCGAACACGUACCAACACCACUUUUGUGUUCCAUACGUUUAAUUAUUGCAUUUAUUGGAUUUUUUGGAAUGAUCAUACAUUUUUCACAAAAGAGUAAUGUUAGUAUUGCUCUUGUCUGUAUGGUUAAUCAUUCUGCUAUUGACUCUCGUUAUGUGAACACUACUUCGCCUUCAAACGUCAUCAACUCUAACGAAUGUUCACAAAUCAAAAAACAACAUAAUACCGAUGGCCCUUUUGUUUGGUCGAAAGACACACAAGGUCUGAUUCUGGGCGCUUAUUUUUGGGGUUAUAUCAUAACACAGAUACCCGCUGGUUAUUUAGCUAAUCGUUUCGGUGCUCGAUUCAUAUUUAGUGCUGCAAUAUUUGUAUCAAGUUCAGCCACUUUGCUUGUACCGAUCAGUGCGAGAGUGGAUUGGAUUAUAUUUGCCGUUCUUCAAAUAAUUAUCGGAGUUGCUCAUGGAACCAUUUGGCCAUGUUUAUUAGUAACGGCGUCAAACUGGAUACCUACUCAUGAGCGGGGAAUGUUGAUGAGUAUUAUCACUACAGGAAGUCCAGUAGGUAAUAUAUUCGCUCUGUCGACUGGUGGUUUAAUGUGUUCAUGGAAUUUCCUUGACGGUUGGCCUUUGAUAUUUUAUACGACAGGAAGCAUGGGUUUGAUAUGGAGCUUGGUAUGGAUUUGGUUUUAUAGAAAUUCGCCAACAAGUCAUCGUUUUAUCAGUUCCACGGAAAAAGAUUUUAUUCUGCAACAUACUCAACAUCGAUUGUCAAAGAAUAAGAAUGAUGAUGACGGCAAUGCUAAAUUUCACGCACCUUGGCGAGCUAUUUUUACAUCUCGUGCAUGCUGGGCAUUAUUCAUCAUCCAUACAUGUUCUAACUACGGAACAUAUACAUUUCUCACCUCCAUUCCGAGUUACAUGAGUGAUGUUCUAAAAUUCGAUGUUAAAUCUAAUGGAAUACUUUCAGCGUCGCCUUAUUUUGGUAUAUGGUUGAAUACGUUAUUCACAGGUGCCAUCGCUGAUAGGAUUAUUCGAAAGAGGAUUUUGACUAUAACACAUACUAGAAAAUUGUUCAGUUUUCUCGGAAGCAUUCUUCCAGCAGUUAUACUCGUUGGUUUAGCAUUUUUAACAUGUCAGUCAAAAUAUUUUGCCGUCCUUCUUCUAAUUAUUGGAAUGACAGUGAAUGCAUUCUCCUUCGGUGGAGGUUUCCUAUUAGUUGCAAAUGACAUUGCACCAGCUUAUGCUGGAAUAGUCUUUGGCAUUUCCAACACAUUCGCUACACUCCCUGGUAUCAUCAGUACAUAUGUAGUUGGUGCUCUUACGGAUAAAGAUCCAGGCAAUUGGCGAAUCGUGUUUUUUAUUUGUUCAAGUAUUUAUGUGUUUGGAACCGUUAUAUUUUUGCUGUUUGGCUCGAGUGAGAUACAACCUUGGGCGAUGAAGCACGUGCAUAAUGAUGAAGUCAGCCAUGAUCUUCUGUCUAAACAAAGUGAACAAUCCUCAUUAAAAACGAUCGUUAAAACAUGA
Adineta ricciae is the source of this 1644-nucleotide messenger RNA. The record is from the annotation of a GenBank genome assembly. Lineage: Eukaryota; Metazoa; Rotifera; Eurotatoria; Adinetida; Adinetidae.